Messenger RNA from Humulus lupulus (European hop), 2788 nucleotides. RefSeq names its product subtilisin-like protease SBT3.9. The transcript has 11 exons. The coding region runs from base 364 to 2700 and encodes 778 amino acids. NCBI's taxonomy places the organism in Eukaryota, Viridiplantae, Streptophyta, Magnoliopsida, Rosales, Cannabaceae. Gene Ontology annotation, molecular function: serine-type endopeptidase activity. Gene Ontology annotation, biological process: proteolysis. The record is from RefSeq and is a predicted model, not a curated record.
GAAUUUGCCUAUAAAGAUAAUCUUUUUUCUUCAUAAAAAAGCUAGGAGAGGCCAUCCACUUCACUUCCCUAGCUCCAUCAUCGCCACCACGUGAGUCAACGAUCGCUAAUAAUGGCGCGUACGUGGUUCUUCAGUUCAUGAUUAUCGAUCUCACUGGCCUCGAUGAAGAUCACUGUGAAGUGAAAGUUGAUUGCAUAUAAAUGGAAGCAACACUCAGAAGCUGAAGUGGUCCACGUGUCCACAUCAACCACCAAGAUAGAGAGAGAAAGCCCACUACACAUGAUCAAUAAAGCGAAUGCUUCAAUAGUUUUGAUAUCACAAAAGGGUCUUCUUGUUCUUGAUUAAUGAUUUCAUCAUUUUCACAUGGCAACUCACCCAUGGAUCUAUGGCUUCUUUUCUUAUGCUCUGUUACAGUGUUUGUUUGUUCCUGCUCUUGCUUUUUCUACUAGCAAUGUUCACAUUGUGUACAUGGGGGCAAGACAACAUGGUGGACCUGAGUUGGUUUCUGAGCUCCACCAUGAUAUUCUCUCAGAUGUACUUGGAAGCAAACAAGCUGCGAAGGAAUCAAUUCUGUACAGCUACAAGCAUGGAUUUUCAGGGUUUGCUGCAGUCCUAACUCAGUCUCAAGCCAAGCUUAUUGCAGAUUUCCCUGGAGUUGUUAAUGUGGUUCCGAAUAUAAUUUUUUCUCUUCACACGACUAGGAGUUGGGAUUUUCUGCAAGUGAAUCCAUUUGUUAGAGAUGGAAUUUUCACAAAGAGCAGAUCAGGAAGUGGUACCAUUAUUGGUGUCAUGGACACUGGAAUUUGGCCCGAGUCCAAGAGCUUCAUAGAUGACUUUAUGGAAAAGCCUCCAUCCCAUUGGAGAGGAAUUUGUCAAGAAGGACAAAAAUUCAAUCUCUCUCACUGUAACAGGAAAAUAAUAGGUGCUCGCUGGUAUCUUAAAGGAUAUGAAGCUGAAUUUGGCAAGCUAAAUGCAAGUGAUGGGGUUGAAUUUUUGUCUCCUCGAGAUGCUUCUGGCCAUGGUACGCAUACAUCAUCUACUGCAGCUGGCUUUCCAGUUGAGAAUGCAAGUUUUAUGGGACUAGCCCGAGGCUUUGCAAGGGGUGGCGCUCCAUCAGCUUGGCUAGCAAUCUACAAAGUUUGUUGGGCUACUGGUGACUGCAGCUCAGCUGAUCUGCUUGCUGCUUUCGACGACGCGAUCUUUGAUGGCGUAAAUGUGCUCUCUGCAUCUCUUGGUUCUCCUCCUCCUCUUGCUUCUUAUGUAGAUGAUAUUUUGGCCAUUGGUUCUUUCCAUGCCAUGGAUAAAGGGAUCUCUGUGGUUUUCUCUGCUGGAAACUCUGGUCCCUAUCCUCAAACCGUUACAAAUACUGCUCCAUGGAUUUUAACUGUUGCCGCAAGCACGGUUGACAGAUCCUUUCCUACUAUAAUAACUCUGGGAAACAAUCAAACUCUUGCGGGACAGGCCCUAUUUACAAGGAUGGAUCUCAACAAAUUCUAUCCUCUUGUGUAUGGAGAAGACAUUGCCUCUAUUGGUGCAGAUGAAACCAGUGCUGGAAGCUGUGAUUCUGGGACACUUAAUGGUACUUUAGCAAGAGGAAAGGUGGUUCUUUGUUUCCAAUCUCGAUCACAGAGAUCGGAUUUUGUUGCAGCAAGAACAGUGCUUAGUGUUAAAGGUGUUGGUGCCAUUUUUGCUCAGUCUCCCAACAAGGAUGUUUCUUCAUCUUGGAAUCUCCCUUAUGUUCGAGUUGACUUCACAACUGGGACAACUAUACUAACAUACACGGAGACAACAAGGAACCCUGUUGUCAAGGUUUCUCCAACCAAAACAACAUUGGGACAAGAGAUAUCCCCAGAAGUGGCAUUUUUCUCUUCUCGAGGACCCAGUUCAAUCUCUCCUUCUGUUUUGAAGCCUGACAUUACUGCUCCUGGGGUUAAUAUCUUAGCCUCCUGGUCCCCUGCUGCUUCGCCAGUGCGACUUGACACCACCGGUCGAAAACUCCCACUUCAGUUCAAGAUCGAAUCUGGGACUUCCAUGUCCUGCCCACAUGUUACUGCUGUUGUGGCCCUUCUCAAAAGCAUUUAUCCAAAUUGGAGCCCAGCUGCAAUAAAGUCUGCACUAAUCACAACAGCCUCUUUGGAAGAUCAAUAUAGCCAAAGCAUGGUAGCCGAGGGAGCUCCUUACAAACUGGCCGACCCUUUUGACUAUGGAGGCGGUCAUGUCAACCCUAAUAAAGCCAUAUAUCCCGGUCUUAUAUUUGACUUGAGAACCUCAGAUUAUGCCCAUUUCCUUUGCUCAAUGGGCUACAACAACACUGCCAUCAGUCUUGUGGUUGGUUCUUCCAACAAAUGCAGUACUAAAUCAACACAGUUCCUUAAGAAUCUCAAUCUGCCUUCGAUCGCCAUUCCUGACCUCAAGCAGAGCUUGACUGUAACUAGAACAGUUACAAAUGUAGGUCCCAUGAACUCAACUUACAAAGCUCGUGUUCAAACUCCAUUUGGCGUUUCUGUGAGAGUUAAACCACCGGUUUUGGUGUUCAAUUCUACUGUGAAGAAGCAUAAGUUUAAGAUUUCUUUUUGCACCCUGAUAAGGACUCAUGGAAGAUACUCAUUUGGGAACUUAUUCUGGGAAGAUGGUUCACAUGUAGUGAGGAUACCUUUGGUAGUUCAAACUGUCAUUAGUGAUAAUUUUUCAGAGACAUGACUGGCUGUAAUAUUUAAUUAUAAAAUCUUAACAUUGAACAAUAAUAAAAUAUCUUUACCCAAUAAGAUAUUAUUGGGUAAUUUCUGUA